GGAUUGGCUGAGCCGGGCGCUGAGGCUUCGGGCGGGUGGGGCCCCUUAAAGGGGCCGCCAUGGGAGGCUUUGCGCGCUGCGCUGUAGCGUGCUGUGUCUGCUGGAAGCCGGCGCGACUCAGCCGAGAGCGGGAGAGGCGCAAGGGAAGGAGUGAGGCGCCCAGCCCUGGCCCGUAGGCAGGCGUCCGAAGCGGCGGGGCCGGGCUUGAUUGGCCGGACGGAGAGCUGCCUGCGGGAGGGCAGGGGAAAGAAUAAUAGAAUCAUAGAGUUGGAAGAGAUCUCAAGGGCCAUCAAGUCCAUCCUCCCUACGGCUCCCUCCGGGGGCCGGGACAUCUCCAGGGGUCAGCCGAGGGAGGGGCGAACGCGGCGGCGGCGUCGGAGGUCUGGGGCCGAGGGAGCGCCUGUGCCUUUAAGGCGGCCGGGGCGGGGAGGCUGCCCGGGCCCUCCCCCGCCGAGAAGAGCCGCGGCCUUCCGGCGCGCACGCAGUCCCCCCCCCCCCUCGCCGCCCGCUCGCCCCCGUCCCGGCCGCCAUGUAGCUGGCAGGCUCGUGCUGGUGCUGCUGCUGGUGCGAGGCUGGGGUGUUGCGGCGGCGAUGCGCCCCGGGGGCGGCCGCCGGUGCUGGUGCCGGUGCCGGUGGUGAGCGGGGCCGGCUGGUGCGCCAUGGAGCCGGAGCCGGCGGCGUCGGGCGGCCUGGGCUGGACGGCGCUGGUGGUGCUGUUCGGCGCCUCCCUGCUCACCGUCUGGGUCUGGCUGCUGCAGCUGGCGCGGGGCUUGUGGCGGGCCAGGGGCCGUGCGUGCUCCCGGGAGGCGGCCGCCGCCGGACUCUGGGCGGCCCUGCGGCGCCUGGGCUGGGCCCGGCAGGCCACCUCCGCCGCCGCCUCCGAGCCGGCCGGAGCCCGCGGCUUGCUGGCCGCGCUCUUCGCCUUCCGCGCCUUCCGCGAGAACUGGCGCCGAGCCUGGCUGCGCGCCCUCAACGACCAAGCCCGGCGACACGGGAGCUCCAUCCAGAUCACCUUUGAGAACAGCCCUCAACUACAGCCGGGAGUCAACAUCAGUCAUGUGAGCUCUGCUGACCAGUCACAGCGCAGCAUGGUGUUGCAUUGCCACCUUUCAGCUGAUGCGAUGCAGUUCCCCGUGUCGGUCACUCAGCAGUCCCCGGCUGCUGUUUCCAUGGACACCUAUCACAUCACUUUGGCUGUGCUGCAGGCCCAGCUGGUGAUCCAUCUGGAGGAGAUCCAGGACGAAGGCCUGCUGGUGUCCUGGGCCUUCAAGGAGAGACCAGACUUGAACCUGACCAUUGUACCCAAGUUCCAGCUACACGGGGACAGUGAUGGGAAGGUAGACCUGUCCAUCAUCAAGGACUUGAUUGAGGACUCAAUCAUCAGCACUCAGCCGGCCAUGAUGGUCAAUCUGGAGGCCUGCGUUGCCGGUGGGAAGGCGUCCUGCAGUAAGCAAACUCAGGGGUCCCCAUCCAGCACAGCAGCAACUCCCGUGCGUAAACUGCUGCUUCAGCAUCUGCGGGCCCUGCGCUUGGACUGUGAGGAUGCUCAAGAAAGCGGGCAGCUGUGCUGUGUGGCGGAACUGGACAGCCCUCGGCAGCGGAGGUGGACCACGGCUGUGCUGGCCGGCAGCUCCGGCCCCACCGGCCAAGUGGAGUGGGCUGACAAACUUAUUUUAGAGCUUGGCCCGGGAAGCAAAGAGCUGACGCUGAGUGUGUUCAGAAGCAGCAUUGCCAGCCAGGACACACUCUUGGGAUUUGCCACGGUCCCAUUGGAUUCCUCCUCCCAAGAGCUGCAUGGGCACCAACAGUUCCUACUGAAUCCCGGGGCUGGCAAGAGGUUGCCCCCUUCAGCGGCCCUGAUGGUGGAGCUGCUCUAUCAGGAGUCGCCAGAACUUCAGCCGGUGUCUGCACUGCGCACCAGCAUCACACCCACCAAAAAGAUUGAGAUGGACCGCACCAUCAUGCCUGACGGCACCAUUGUCACCACGGUCACCACUGUCCAGUCCAGGCCCAAGAUGGACUGCAAGCUUGAUUCACCCUCGAGGUCCCCCUCCAAGGUGGAAGUGACGGAGAAGGGGACCACCGUGCUUCCGGAGAACAGCUGCCCAAGCAGUGCUUCGCCCACUAGUAGCAGAAGCAGCCAUCUCUCCAAUGGCUUGGACCCCGUCGCUGAUGCGGCAAUCAGGCAACUGACAGACGCCACCAACAGACCGGUCAAGAAGACGCCGACCAAGCGCAGCACCCUCAUCAUCUCAGGGGUCUCUAAGGUGCCCCUUGCCCACGAUGAAAUGGCUCUGUCCCUGGGCUACGCGGCCUCGCUGGACGCUGCCCUCCACGAAGACUCCGUCAUGGCUAGCAUGCUGGACCACACGCAGAGCACCGCAGGGCAGGAGGCCUCUUACUCCGCCCACCGGGCCAGUCAGGAGCUGGAUGAGACCACCCGCUCCGACAUCUCGGAGAGACCCUCGGUGGAGGACGUGGAGUCGGAAACUGGGUCCACGGGGGCUCUGGAGACCAGGAGCCUGAAAGACCACAAAGUGACUUUUCUGCGGAGUGGCACCAAGCUCAUUUUCCGAAGGAAGAACAAACAGAAGGAAGCCGGCCUCAGCCAGUCCCACGACGACUUGUCAAAGGCCGGUGCAAGUUCAGCCCCCAGGAAGAAAUCUGGCAGCUUCUCCCGGCGACUCAUCAAGCGCUUUUCCUUCAAGUCCAAGCCGAAGGCCAACGGCAGCACCCUGGCCGCAGACAAGCCCUGAGCCUCUGCUCCCUGGAAGACUCUCCAGCAGACCCUCCGUCGACGCCUCCCCCACUCUGUCUUCGCAUCACGGCCUCCGUUCCUCUCCCCUCCCCUGAAAAGGGAGUGGCUGCCAGGGUCUGCCUGGGGGGGGGGGUCACAGUUGCUGUCUGGAGCUCUUGCCGUGGAGUGCCCACGAAUGCCCUGUCAUCCCUGUGUGGAGCUAACCUGGGCACUGUGUGGGAGAAGGAUGCACUCGCCACUUCAGCCUGAACGGGAGGCCCUGGGAGCGCGUGGCAGAGAAGGUGGCUUUGAGCGUGUAUCUGGAGUGCAGCUCCUCUCCCUCUUCUGGUGGGCACCGCUGCAGAGGGGAAGGAGGCCAGUGUUCCGGCUGAAGACAGGGACCUCCUGUGCGUGGAAACACCCGUCUUUUCACUCUCCAAGACUCCAGAGUGUUGCUUGUCUGGAGGGACAGCUCUGUCAACGGAGGAGCAUCCUGCCUGCCUGCCUGUGGCGCUAGCUCUUUGGGGUUUCAUCCUCCUUUGUCCCAGUCUGUGUCUGUGGAGCAUGAGAGGGGAGGCCGACCAAGUGGCCGGGGAGGGGGGAUGUCACAGAGAGCAUUCUAGGGUGGGUGGGGAGGGGCUGGGGCACAUCUCCAAGCCCCGGAGGGGCUUUUUUUGGAAUCCCUGUGCCCCGCACCCCAAGCAAGUAAGCAGUGUGGUGAGGGGAAAGAGGGGUGAAUCUGCUUUGAGUGGGCUGGUCCCAUUCUGCAGGUAGGUAUGGGGUGGGGGGAAGUGGGGGGGGGGCUCUGAUAAUGGGGAGACAAGCUCUGGGGUCACUCAAAAGGUCAAUUCUCAGGUUUUACAACAAUUGCAGGAGACGCUUGGUAGAGAGAAAAUGCCUUUCCUUUGGUGGGGGUGGGGUUUGACUGCAGGCAGUUUAAGGGGAUAGAUGGGCCUAGAAAAGCAGGUGAGGAGGGUGGGGUAAGUAAGCAGGCUGGGCUAAUUGCUUUAGAGCCCCAACCCCCCAGUUCUCUGUUUCUUGCCCUUGGGAGUACUUGCUGUUCCCUGUCCCUAACAGAGGCCAGCCACGGCAGAAGAGGGCAAGUGUGAGACAAACGGUUGUGUGAAAUCCUGCCGUGGGCUCUGCUGUGCAGAGGCACCCAAGGCUGCGCUGAAGCAUAAUCCAAGAUGAACUUCUCAAGGAAUGAAAACAGGAAAGGCUGGGGGAGGGUACGGGGGGGGGGAGAUUUGUGCUGGCAGGUGCUGGUGGGCUGAAUGUGUUUCGCAGCUCUGUAUGUGGAGCUGGUUUUUUCUGGCAGCAAGACGUGCACUGGGGCACCCGAGAGGCCAGACACACUGCUCUCCGAGAGAAGGAAAGCAGGGAUGAAUUGCACAGACUCCUCCAGCUGCCCCUGUCCUGCUCCCCUCGCAGUGGAAAGGUGGUCCCUGGGGCACCCUCUGGCUGAGCCUGAUCCACGCAGCUGUGGCUCUCCUUUGGCUGAGGGGUGACGGGAAUGGCAGCUCCACCAGCAGCCCUCCGCACAUGAGCACAGGGACCACCUUUUCCAUAGGAAUGAGUCCAGUUGAAGCACGGCAGAUUCCUGCUUGCCAGCCUGUCCCCAGCCACUCCAACUGGGAGCAGCUGGGUCAGGUGCUUCCAUUCUGAAGCGGAGUAAAGCCAGGGUGGGUUUGGAGGAUCACACCCUUGGCAUCGUUAUCCCCAUUUCCUUUAAGGCCCUUGCUUCAGCGGGUAUCGGGGGCUUCCAGGCAGGCUCUUUGGGGGUCCCCCAGCUGUGGCUUGCAAGGGAAAGGAAGGUCUGUAGUUGCACCAGGACCCCGGAGGCCACUGCGCACUACCUGCAAACUUGAUGGCUGCCGAGACCAGCUUCAACCCAUGCGGGCGGGUGGGCAUUGCUGCCAAACGGCGCGGUUGACGAAGCCAUCGGCCUCUUCCCAAUUUGCAGCCAGUCUAAAUAUGCUUUGCCGCCUUUUCACAGGGAGCGGUGGGGGCCCAGAGGCGAGGGGUUGCCCGGAUCCCUCCGCCUGAGGGCUGCUGCGUCCAGAAGAGUUGGGGUCUGACCCGCAGUGCAGCACAGGUGCCAGAGGGAGGAUGUUCUUGUUCAUGUUACAGGCAUCACCACCAAGGUGGGGGUGCGGGGAGCUGUCUUUGGCUCAGGUUCAGUGAGCCUCCUGUGGGAAAGGAGCACUGGGAUGUAUUUUCAUACAAGCCUCGAGGAAGCCAGCAAAGAAUGUGAGCCUCUGAGAAGGAACCCCCCCCCCCCCCCCGGGAGGCAUGACUCCGACCUCGUCUCUCUGCCUGCGGAGGAGAAAGAGCUUGUUCUCCUGUUCCCUUUUUUGUCAAGGGGGGGUGGUGCUGAGAGGGCUUCUCAGUCUUCUAUCCAAGGCAGCGUGGAAGCGCAGUGACCUCGGGCCCCACACUGAGCAGGUGUGCUUGGAGGGGAAGAGCUGAUGGCGUCUUUUGACCUGCAAGGUCCUGUGAAGUGGGGGGGGGGGUUGGGCUGUGUCCUGGGCAGCAAAGGCCGUGCCGGAGUUUCCAGGCAGGUGGCACCCCUCCUGCAGCGUCUCUCGUGGCUCAGAGUCGGGGAGUAGGGACAGAGCAGAGGCCUCGUGGCUGCCGUGACAUCUUGUGGUGGGUGGGUGGGGGUGCACCUGUUGCUCUGGCAGUCUUCUCCUGGCCAGCAGGGUCAAGGGGAGCAUGGAGCUCUGGGAUGGGUGAGCUGCUGUCGCCCCUCCCCUACUUAUGUGUGACCCCCACCCCACCCCUUCACAGUGCAGCUGUUGUGCCCCCUUUCUUCACUGGUGCAGCUGCUGGACCAAAUCCCCAAACUGAGCCUGACCUGAUUCCCCCUUCCCCCCCCCCAAAGUGGGGGGGGGGCUCUUCUGUACCCGAGGCCUUUUCUGUGGGUGAAUUAUUGUAACCCCAGGUCAUUUAGAUCAAAAGAAAUAGGACUUGUGUAGAUAUUUAAAGGACUAGAGUUUUAAAAAGUAUUUAAAUCAUGAUUGUGACACUCUGCACCUUUGUAUAUGUUGGGAGAGUUCCACUUGCUGUGUGGCCUUUAACUUAUUAAAGAACAUGGGAACGAUGCGCUCUG
This is a messenger RNA of Sphaerodactylus townsendi, 5849 nucleotides long. It is a transcript of the gene C2CD2L, whose product is annotated as C2CD2 like. The record is from RefSeq and is a predicted model, not a curated record. Gene Ontology annotation, molecular function: phosphatidylinositol transfer activity; phosphatidylinositol binding. Gene Ontology annotation, biological process: positive regulation of insulin secretion involved in cellular response to glucose stimulus. Gene Ontology annotation, cellular component: cytoplasmic side of apical plasma membrane. The transcript has 14 exons. NCBI's taxonomy places the organism in Eukaryota, Metazoa, Chordata, Lepidosauria, Squamata, Sphaerodactylidae. Bases 660 to 2756 code for a protein of 698 amino acids.